AUGCCCGUACUCAACCCCAACGCUGAAUUCGGGCAUUGCGUGCCACCAGAGACUCAGUAUGGGAUAACCACCUACGCCCCAGGAUGGGAAAAUGCAAUCAAGUUUCGAGAAGGAGACCGAGCCACCAUGGCUCGCGUGGUGCACAUAUAUCCGAGAUUUGGACCCUUCGGGCCCGUCUCCAAGGCACUCAUGGCCAUCUGCGCAAAGAUCAAAACCCCCGAAGGCCACGGAGCACUCUUCUUCACCUCACCAGCUUCCUUCGCCACCGUCCGCGCCCACGCUCUUCAUCCUCACCGGAAGCAGCUCGUCUUGACUGACGAGGACCUGGGCUACCGGUGCGUCGAUGUCGGUGACGUGCGCCUCUACCUCGUCACCUACCCGAUGCCCAAGACCCCCGGCGUCAUCGGCGCCUGGCAGAACCCGGGCAUAGGCGUCUCAAUCCGUCUGGCUGAGAAGCUCCUGGAGGAUAUUGAGUCUCUGAAAGAAGUCAUGUUCGACGGCGCGGGAGACUCGCCUCCGCCUACGGAGUAUCUCCCCGAGAGUGAGGCUCACGGUCAGCUGAGGGAGCAUAUUAUCGGACUCCUUCACAGGGCCACGAUCAAACCGGACCAGGUGAAAGUCGAGACCGGAGAUGUCUUCUUGUACCCAACGGGCAUGGCCGCCAUCUUCGCCGCUCAUAGGACCCUGCUCGAGUACCGGCCCGGCAGUGUCGUGAUUCUCGGCAUUGCCUUCCACAGUACCGUUCACUACCUCCAAGACUCCUCGCCGCAGGGCUGCAAGCACUUUGGCCCCGUCGACACAAAGGGCCUCGAGGACUUCGAGUCCUGGCUCGACGCAGAAACGGCAUCCGGGAGAGACGUGAGCUAUGUCAUCGCCGAGUUCCCCAAUAACCCUCUCCUGGCUAGCACUGAUAUCCGCCGUAUCAGAAAGCUUUCCCAAAAGCACAACUUCGUCCUCGUGCUCGACGACACAGUCGGUUCCUUCAGCAACAUCGACAUCCUGCCCCAAUCCGAUGUCCUAGUCUCCUCGCUCACAAAGUCCUUCUCGGGCUACGCAAACGUUAUGGGCGGCAGCAUCGUCCUCAACCCACUCUCACCACACUACUCCGCCCUCUACCCCCUCUGGUCCAAAACGCACCACAACGAGCUCUUCCUCGCUGACGCCGAGGUCCUCCUCUCCAAUUCACAAGACUACCUCCCACGCACCGCGAUCCUGAACCGCAACGCCGCCGCCAUGGCCGCCCACCUCCACGCCGAAGCCUCCAAGAACCCCGGAUCGGGAGUCGUCAAAGUCCUCUACCCCUCCGUCCUCCCCGACUACGAAACCUACAAAUCAUUCCUCCGAAAACCGACCCCGGAGCUCCCCGAACCGGGUGCGGGAUGCCUCCUGAGCGUCGACUUCGACUCCGUAGACGCUGCGCGCGCCUUUUACGAUCGGCUGGCGUUUUACCCGGGCCCUCACCUCGGCGCGCACCGCACGCUGUCUCUGGCGUAUAACACGCUUGCGUUCGGCAAGGACCCUGAAGAGGCGGCGUUUCAUCGGUCGUAUGGCAUCUUGGAGGAGACGGUGCGUAUCUCUGCUGGGUUGGAGGAUGUGCAGGACCUUCUUGACACGCUUGAUGAUGCGUUGGCUGCUGCGAGGGAGGUUAAGGCGAAGUUGGCGGAGGGACCUACGACUGUGGAGGCUGCUGCUGGUCUUGGUGUUUCUGCCUAG
Messenger RNA from Colletotrichum phormii, 1713 nucleotides. Its product is annotated as cystathionine gamma-synthase. Gene Ontology annotation, biological process: transsulfuration. The record is from RefSeq and is a predicted model, not a curated record. Lineage: Eukaryota; Fungi; Ascomycota; Sordariomycetes; Glomerellales; Glomerellaceae. Gene Ontology annotation, molecular function: cystathionine gamma-synthase activity; pyridoxal phosphate binding. The coding region runs from base 1 to 1713 and encodes 570 amino acids. The transcript has 3 exons.